AUGUUGUCUUUAAGUCGAGCCGCUAUGUUUGCCUUCGUAGUGGGUGGUGCAUCGACGUUUAUGCAAUUGUGGCGAACCCUUCUCAACGUCUCCACAACAGAAACUCUCGUCGAAUUCGAAAAAGAUACUGAUCAGCUGACUAGCAUCGAGAUGGAAGAGCAUGAGAUGUGGAGUAAGCGUUCAUCGCAACGAGAAUCGACCCAGAUCAGGAAUAACAGCGCUUCCGUUCUUGCCGUCACAUUAACAGCGCUAGCGAUUGUUAUGUGGACUAUUAUUCUAUAG
Molecule: messenger RNA, 282 nt
Organism: Haemonchus placei
Lineage: Eukaryota; Metazoa; Nematoda; Chromadorea; Rhabditida; Trichostrongylidae
Source: the annotation of a GenBank genome assembly